Messenger RNA from Nipponia nippon (crested ibis), 6942 nucleotides. The record is from RefSeq and is a predicted model, not a curated record. NCBI's taxonomy places the organism in Eukaryota, Metazoa, Chordata, Aves, Pelecaniformes, Threskiornithidae.
AUGUCCGGCUCCAUCGCCUCGUACGACCAGCUGGUGCGGCAGGUGGAGGCGCUGAAGAAGGAGAACAGCCACCUCCGGCGGGAGCUGGAGGACAACUCCAACCACCUCUCCAAGCUGGAGAAUGAGACCUCGGACAUGAAAGAGGUCCUGAAGCACCUCCAGGGCAAGCUGGAGCAGGAGGCGCGGGUCAUGGUGUCCUCAGGGCAGACGGAGGUCUUGGACCAGCUGAAAGCCCUGCAGAUGGACAUCACCAGCCUCUACAACCUCAAGUUCCCGCCGGAGGUGGCGGGAGCCGGGCGCAGCGCCGAGGACAGCCCGCUGCCACCCGCGCCCCAUCGGGACGGCGCCGGGGACCUGGGCAGAGCCACCCUCCGGCUGCUGGAGGAGCUCGACCGGGAGAGGUGCUUCCUGCUGGGCGAGAUCGAGAAGGAGGAGAAGGAGAAGGUGUGGUACUACACCCAGCUGCAGAGCCUGGCCACGCGCCUGGACGAGCUGCCCCACGUGGAGACGUUCUCCAUGCAGAUGGAUCUCAUCCGGCAGCAGCUGGAGUUCGAGGCCCAGCACAUCCGCUCGCUGAUGGAGGAGCGCUUCGGGACGGCGGACGAGAUGGUGCAGCGGGCGCAGAUCCGCGCAUCCCGGCUGGAGCAGAUCGACAAAGAGCUCAUGGAGGCGCAGGACAAGGUGCAGCAGCCAGAGCCGCAGCUCUGUGGGAAGGUGCCGGGCAUGGAGGGGGACUGCAGCCUGGACCCCCCGACCCACCCCGAGGAGGGGGGCAGCAGCCUGGGCAGCAGCAAGGUGGAGGUGGUCUUCUGGCUCCUGUCCAUGCUGGCGACGCGGGACAAGGACGACAUGUCCCGCACGCUGCUGGCCAUGUCCAGCUCGCAGGAGAGCUGCCUGGCCAUGCGCAAGUCGGGCUGCCUGCCCCUGCUCAUCCAGAUCCUGCACGACUCGGACGGCGAGCCAGGGCCCCCCGAGAGCCCCGCCGGCGCCAAGGAUGCCCGCAUGCGUGCCAAUGCCGCCCUCCACAACAUCGUCUUCUCCCAGCCCGAUGAGGGCCAGGCCAAGAAGGAGAUGCGGGUGCUGCACGUGCUGGAGCAGAUCCGCUCCUACUCGGAGACCUGCUGGGACUGGCUGCAGAUGCAGAGCAGGGACGGGGGCAGAGGCACCGAGGGCGGCACGGCGCCGGUGCCCAUCGAGCCCCAGAUCUGCCAGGCCACCUGCGCCAUCAUGAAGCUCUCCUUCGACGAGGAGUACCGGCGGGCCAUGAACGAGCUGGGCGGGCUGCAGGCGGUGGCCGAGCUGCUGCAGGUGGACUACGAGAUGCACAAGAUGACAAGCGACCCCCUGAACCUGGCGCUGCGGCGCUACGCGGGGAUGGCCCUCACCAACCUCACCUUCGGCGACGUGGUCAACAAGGCGACGCUGUGCCCCCGCCGGGGCUGCAUGGAGGCCAUCGUGGCUCAGCUGGGCUCCGACAGCGAGGAGCUGCACCAGGUGGUCUCCAGCAUCCUGAGGAACCUCUCCUGGCGGGCUGACAUCAACAGCAAGAAGGUGCUGCGGGAGGUGGGCAGCGUGACCGGGCUGACGCGGUGCGCGCUGCACGCCGGCAAGGUGAGCACCGGGAGCGUCCUGAGCGCGCUGUGGAACCUGUCGGCACACAGCACGGAGAACAAAGCCGCCAUCUGCGGGGUGGAGGGAGCCCUGGGCUUCCUGGUGAGCACCCUCACCUACAAGUGCCAGAGCAACUCGCUGGCCAUCAUUGAGAGCGGCGGCGGCAUCCUCAGGAACGUCUCCAGCCUCAUUGCCACACGGGAGGACUACAGGCAGGUGCUCCGGGACCACAACUGCCUGCAGACGCUGCUGCAGCACCUGCGCUCGCACAGCCUCACCAUCGUCAGCAACGCCUGCGGCACCCUCUGGAACCUGUCCGCCCGCAGCCCCCGUGACCAGGAGCUGCUCUGGGACCUGGGGGCGGUCAGCAUGCUGCGCAACCUCAUCCACUCCAAGCACAAGAUGAUCGCCAUGGGCAGCGCGGCCGCUCUCCGCAACCUCCUCACCAACCGGCCCCCCAAGUACAAGGAUGCCGCCGUCGUCUCGCCGGGCUCCUGCAUGCCCUCGCUCUACAUGCGCAAGCAGAAGGCGCUGGAGGCCGAGCUGGACGCCAAGCACUUGGCCGAGACCUUCGACACCAUGGAGAAGCAGAGCCUGAAGAGCCAGAACGCCAAGAAGCCGACGCGGCACAUGGAGAGCCUGGUGAAGGACUACGCCUCCGACUCCGGCUGCUUUGAUGAUGACGAAGUGCCCAACAUCUCCACUGGCGUGGAGACGGCCAGCGCCUCCGUCCUCUCCAUGUUCCUCAACUCCUCCUUCCUCCAGGGGCAGGCGCUGCCCCGGGCACUGGCACAGAGGCGAUGCCCGGAGCCGGAGAAGGACAGCGGUGGCAAGCCAGCUGAGCCCAAGAAGCCGCUGCUGCCGGAGGAUGACGUCUCACUGGCUGCCGAGAAGCUGGCCAACAAGAUCUCCAGCACAGUCGCCAAGAUCGAUAAGCUGGUGGAGGACAUCUCCACCAUGCACACGUCCUCGGAUGACAGCUUCAGCCUCAGCUCGGAGGACCACUGCCUGGACUGGCAGUACGGCCCCGAGGAGGUGCACGAGGCGCGUGCCCAGUCCUGCUCGCCAUGCCGCCUCUCGGACGCCGGCGGCUUUGCCAAGCGGGAGAGCCUGAGCCGGGCACACACACUGCUGCGGCUGAAGACCGCCUACACCAGCCUGUCCAACGACAGCCUCAACAGCGGCAGCACCAGUGAUGGCUACUGCACCAAGGAGCACAUGAAGCCCUGCACCAGGGCCGCCUUCCUCGACUAUCGGGAUGAGCUGCAGCGGUACCAGAAGCGGCCGAGCCGCCUUGACCUCAAGAGCAUCCUGGGCGGCAAGCCAGAGCGGGUCGAACCCGCGGCGCUCAAGGGCAGAGACCCGGCUGAGCCAGACAAACCGGAGCAGCGAGACCUGCCCGAACGGGCCAAGAAGACGGUGACUUUCCCCAGCCCCAAGGCGCUGGAUAAGGAGCCUGAGUGGAAGAAGGAGGCAGGCAGCAAACUCUCCCCUGACCCCCAGGUCCGCACCAUCAAGCUCUCCCCGUCCUACCAGCACGUCCCCCUGCUCGAGAGCCUGGCCAAGAGCGGUGCAGCCACCGGUGCCGGCCACCACCCCUCCCUCCUGGGCAGAAAGCAAGCCUGGCUCCCGCCUGCACUGCUGCAGACGGCCGAGACCUUGAGCAAGAUCCCGGAGAAGCUGCCUGCCCACCCGCCAGCCAUGACAGAGCAGGAGUCAGUGCAGAAAUACUCGGUGGAAGACACCCCGAUCUGCUUCUCCCGGUGCAGCUCCCUCUCCUCCCUCUCCUCGGCUGACAACGUGCUGGAUGGCCAGAGCCACAGCGAGAACGACCUGGACAGCGACUCCUCCCUGGAGAUCCUGGAGAUGGAGGAAGGGGACGGGGAAGGUGAGGAUGGGAGGCAGGAGAAGGAGAAGGCGGCGGAUCUGGGUCCGGCCACGCCGGUGAGGAUUUCCCAGCCCAUCACCAUCCCCUUCCCGAAGUGCGACAAGGUCUUCCUGCGGGAGUCAUCACCAUCACGCCAGGAGGACCUCACGCCCUCGAGCUCCUCGGAGAACUACAUCCAGGAGACGCCACUGGUGAUGAGCCGCUGCAGCUCCGUCAGCUCCCUGGGCAGCUUCGAGAGCCCCUCCAUCGCCAGCUCCAUCCAGAGCGACCCUUGCAGCGAGAUGAUCAGCGGCACCAUCAGUCCCAGCGAGCUGCCCGACAGCCCCGGGCAGACCAUGCCGCCCAGCCGCAGCAAGACGCCCCUCUUCGAGCUGGGCUGCCAACCGGAGAAGGAGACCAGCCAGUUCAACAUCCAGUGGGAGAACAACGUCAAGAAGUUCAUGGAGAUCACCGACUUCAAGGAGCGCUUCCAGCUGCCCCAGGACCUGGACUCCAUGGUCUACUUCACGGUGGAGAAACCCAACGAGAACUUCUCCUGCGCCUCCAGCCUGAGCGCCCUCCCCCUCCAUGAGCACUAUGUCCAGAAGGACGUGGAGCUCAAGCUGAUGCCCACAUUCCCGGAGAAGAACAGCCUGAAUUUUGCGGCUCACGAGAAGCGGGAGGAGCGGCGGGAGGAGCGGUACCUGGAGGGCCGGCGGCGGGCUGACCGCCCUGAGCCCCCCUCUGACGACGACAUCGAGAUCCUGAAGGAGUGCAUCAGCUCCGCCAUGCCCUCCCGCUUCCGCAAGGUGAAGACCUCCCUGCUCUCUGGCCAGGUCCUGCACCCCCAGACGAAGAAGGCGGUGCACGUCCCUGUCUACAUGUUGGUGCCAGCCCACACACACCCCGGUGUCCCUAAGCACCUGCGUGCAACCACCCGUGACCUCUUCAAGGACGAUGACUCCUUCACCGACUCAGCCGAUGGGACCCCCGUCAACUUCUCCAGCGCCGCCUCGCUGAGCGAUGAGACCCUGCGCUACCCGGCCACCGAGGAGGCUCAGCAUCCCCGCGGCCCGGGGCCGGGGCGCCCGGCAGAGGUCCUGCCCGAGGGGCACCAGGAGGCGGGCAGCGCCAGUGCCAUCCAGGCCAGGAGAGCCGCCUCCAGCAGCUCGGCGCCUGCCCGGCUGAGCUCAGCCUGCAAAGGGAAAGCGGGGUCGAGCCGUAGCCAAGGCGGGGAGGGGAAGCGGGGCCAGCCCCCCCCGAAGAGCGGACCCAGCCUGGAUCUGGAGGUGGGGAGGCCUAGUGGUCCCCCCGGGAGGAAGGAUGCUCCCCGGGAGGAGGGGGUGGCCUUCCAGUCACUGUGCCACACCACGCCGACAGAGGAAGCUGUCUACUGCUUCUAUGAGCAGGACUCGGACGAGCUGCCCGAGGCAGGCAGGGAGGCGUCCGGCAGCAGAGCCCAGCCCGGACGAGCACCCAGGAGGGAGCGUUGGGGUGGCUCCGUGCCCCGGAGGGAGCCUGAGCCCAGUCCCCGGCCAGCGAAGGCGAAACCACAGAACAACCUCAUCGCCGAUGAAACGCCGCCGUGCUACUCCCUCAGCUCCUCCAUGAGCUCCCUGAGCGAUGCCAACCUCUCCGACGGCGAGGAGCAGAGCCAGCCCUGCGGCAAAACUCCCCGGCCGCGGUCGGCCGCAGCGGUGGGGCAGGCACAGGAGGGCUCCCCCAGCUCCCCCAGCCUCAACUCGGAGGAUGACCUGCUGCAGAAGUGCAUCGGCUCGGCCAUGCCCAAGCGCCGGCGGCUCUCAGCUCGCCGGAGGAUGGUGGAGCGCAAGCAGAAGCCGCUGGGCGCUGGCGGGAGGGAGCGGAAAGCGGAGGCGAGGCAUCGCCCCACCGAGGACGCCGGCUCUGACCGGGGCUCGGACCUGGACAGCGUGGAGUGGCAAGCCAUCCAGGAGGGUGCCAACUCCAUCGUCACCUGGCUGCACCAGGCUGCUGCCUCCCUCUCGCGGGAGCCUUCCUCUGAGUCCGACUCCAUCCUCUCCUUCGUGUCGGGGCUCUCGGUCGGGUCCACCCUGCAGCUCUCCCUGGGCAGGCAGGAGAAGAAGCGGGCCGGCAGUGCAGCCGGCCGGGAGGCGGCCAGGAGGGAGCACAGCAAGAGCCGCCCGGAGAGGAAGGACACGCCAGGUGCCCGUCCCACCGGCCGCGGAAGCACCAGGGCAGAGCGGAGCCCGGCGCCCACCAAGCCGGGGCCCAACCUGCCCCCAGGCAAGGCGGGCGGCUCGCCCUCCCCACCGGGACCCCCGGCCAGGGCCCCAGCCCCCAAGUCCCCAGCCCCCAAGCAGUCCAAGACGCAGAAGUCGCCCGUCCGCAUCCCCUUCAUGCAGAAGCCCAGCAGGAAGGUGCUGCCGGGCCGGGGGGCCAUGCCGGUGCUGGAGGAGCAGGUGGAUGGUGGCAAGGUGCGGGGCGGCGGGCCGGGGGGCAGCCGGCUCAACCUGGUGCGGAUGUCAUCUGCCCGUUCCAGUGGGAGCGACUCGGACCGCUCCGGCUUCCUGCGCCAGCUCACCUUCAUCAAGGAAUCCUCCAGCCUGCUGCUGCGGCACCGCACCGAGCUCUCCCCGGCACAGCCGGCGGCCUCGCUGCCUCGACGCGCCUCCCCGCAGCGCAGCCGUGCCGCCCUCCCGGCCGUCUUCCUCUGCUCCUCCCGCUGCGAGGAGCUCAAGGCAGCCAAGCCAGCAGCCCCCAGCCCACGGCCCCUCACGCCCAGGGCCCAGCCUGGCAGCAAAGUCCCCACCGGUGCCAAGCCGCCGCGGAGGACCAGCUCCGAGAGCCCGUCCCGGCUGCCGGUGAAGACCAGCAUCCCCACACCCGAGCCCUUCAAGAGGUACUCAUCCUCACCCAACAUCAGUGUGGCGCGGAGGACGGGCAGCCCUUCCUCCGUCCUCUCUGCCCGCUCUGAGGCUUCGGCACGGCGGCGGCAGACCGAGGUGGUGCCCAGCGGGCAGCCGGCAAAGCCACCGGUGGUGGUGAUGAAGGGCACGUGGCGGAGGAUUCGGGACGAAGACAUCCCCCACAUCCUCAAGAGCACGCUGCCCUCCUCCGCCCUGCCGCUGGCGGGUGCUGGCGAGGAGGAGCGCCCCGGCACCCCCGGCCCCAGGAAGACCAGCGACGCCGUGGUGCAGACCGAGGACUUCUCCACCACCAAGACCAACUCCAGCACCUCUCCCACGCUGGAGACCCGCGAGGGGCCCCUGCACACCCGCGCCGCCUGCGACGGCGAAGCCCCGGCCCCCGCCAAGGCCGCCCUGCCCAUCUCCUUCGGCCACGAGGCGCCGGCUGGGACCUUCCCUGCCAGCCGGCACGGCUCCCCAAGCAGAGCCGCCCGCGUCACCCCCUUCAACUACGUCCCCAGCCCCAUGGCGGUGACGGCGGUGGCCGACAAGGCGGUGGAGAAAAUCCAGGCUUGA